UUUGAGCGGGAGCCGGGCGGACUCCGCGGCUGCUGCUGCUCCGCGCGCCCCGGAGGCGCGGCCCGGCCCGGCCCGGCCCCAUGGAGCCUGCAGCCCCCAAGCCGCCGCCGGCCGGCAGGAGCAGGAACCUGCCAUGGGUGGAAAAAUAUCGUCCUCAGACACUGAGUGACCUAAUUUCUCAUCAGGACAUUCUGAGCACCAUUCAGAAGUUCAUCAGCGAAGAUCGUCUGCCUCACCUUCUCCUCUAUGGACCACCUGGCACUGGCAAGACCUCCACAAUUCUGGCCUGUGCUAAACAGCUCUAUAAAGACAAGGAAUUCAAUGCCAUGGUUUUAGAGCUGAAUGCUUCGGAUGACAGAGGAAUUGAUGUUGUCAGAGGACCCAUCCUGAGCUUUGCUAGCACAAGGACAAUCUUUAAGAAAGGUUUUAAGCUUGUGAUCCUGGAUGAAGCAGAUGCAAUGACCCAGGAUGCCCAGAAUGCCCUAAGGCGAGUGAUUGAGAAAUUCACCGAGAACACCAGGUUUUGCCUGAUCUGUAACUACCUCUCCAAGAUCAUCCCUGCCUUGCAGUCCAGAUGCACAAGGUUCCGGUUUGGCCCCCUGACUCCAGAACUCAUGGUCCCCAGACUGCAGCAUGUCAUUAAGGAAGAGAUGGCUGACGUGAGUGAAGAUGGGAUGAAAGCGCUGGUGACCCUCUCCAGCGGCGACAUGCGCAGAGCUCUGAAUAUUUUGCAGAGCACUACCAUGGCCUUUGGGAAGGUGACGGAGCACACUGUGUACACAUGCACGGGGCACCCCCUGAAGUCUGACAUUGCCAACAUUCUCGACUGGAUGCUGAACCAGGACUUCACCACUGCCUAUAAAAAAAUCCUGGAGCUGAAGACACUGAAGGGUUUGGCUCUGCAUGACAUCCUGACACAGAUCCACUUGUUUGUGCACCGAGUUGACUUCCCACCUUCUGUCCGAAUCCAGCUACUGAUCAAAAUGGCAGACAUUGAGCAUAGACUGGCUGCAGGGACAAGCGAGAAGAUUCAGCUAAGCUCCCUUAUUGCUGCUUUUCAGGUUACCAGGGACUUGAUCGUAGCUGAGGCUUAGGUCCAGUGGCUUCCUGCGAACACAGUUUACACCCUCCACCCUCCCAUGAAGAAGUAAAAAAGAAGAAUGUCCUUGUCUGAA
This is a messenger RNA of Caretta caretta (loggerhead turtle), 1175 nucleotides long. RefSeq names its product replication factor C subunit 5 (gene RFC5). NCBI's taxonomy places the organism in Eukaryota, Metazoa, Chordata, Testudines, Cheloniidae. Gene Ontology annotation, biological process: DNA-templated DNA replication; DNA repair. The record is from RefSeq and is a predicted model, not a curated record. Gene Ontology annotation, molecular function: DNA binding; DNA clamp loader activity; ATP binding. Gene Ontology annotation, cellular component: DNA replication factor C complex; nucleus.